AACACCGUCUCGCGCGCGCCAUUUUAGUUCAUGUUCACGUGGAAUUUGUUUGAUUUUGGGUGUCAUUGUAAUUUUCAUAAUUUCUGUAGAUCUAUUUCAAGUACCUAACUACCUGUUCAAAACACUAAGUUUGUAAAAAAUGGUUGACCGAAUUGAUAUGGCGUUAGAUGAUAUUAUUAAAGCUAGUAAGAAAGGCAGAGGAGGUGGUGGAGCUGGGCGAAAGUUUGAAGCCAGAAAACCAGCUAGAGGUGGUGGUGGCGGCAGUGGUGGAUUUCGAAAUGGUCGCACCGGAGGCCUGAUACGAGGAAGAAACCGUGGUGGAGUUUCCAAAGCAACUAAUUACACAAGGGGUGAUGUUAACAGCACUUGGAAACAUGACAUGUUCAAUGAAUUCACUGACCGUAAGAUUCAAAGAGGAGGAGGACCAUUAUCUACAGGACCUACCAAACUUUUGGUUUCCAAUCUGGAUUUUGGAGUGUCAGACUCUGACAUCCAAGAACUAUUUUCAGAAUUUGGUAUUCUGAAAAGUGCUGCUGUACAUUAUGAUAGAUCUGGCAGAUCUCUAGGGACUGCUGAUGUUGUAUUUGACAGAAGAGCUGAUGCUUUAAAAGCAAUGAAACAGUAUAAUGGAGUUCCAUUAGAUGGUAGAGCAAUGAAUAUUCAAUUGGCCACAUCUGAAAUUAGUUCCUUCAGGAGCCAGGAGAGAGGAGGUCGUCUCGGCAGUAUUGGUGGUGGUGGGGGUCCAAAUAGAAGAAAUUCUAAUAGAAAUAACCCACCAAACAGAAAUCAAAGUGGUGGAGGUGGUGGUCGGGGUGGCUCCCGGCGUGGGCGUGGUGGGGCUGGCAGAGGCAAGCGCCCCGCACUGACCGCUGAACAACUUGACGCUGAACUUGAUGCAUAUGUCAAGGAAAUUAAGUGAAGUUAUUUCUCACUGUACAGUGUUUGGACUGAUUGUACUUUAAAUUGUAAUAUUAAUUGAAUAGAAUAUAUGCUAAGAGACCGAUUGUUAGGUUUUACCAUUUCAUUUAAAUGACAUCAUCAUUGUGUUAAUUACAGUAAGGAAUGAUAUUUUUUUUAAAUAAAAUAGUUGGGU
Molecule: messenger RNA, 1093 nt
Organism: Chilo suppressalis (striped riceborer)
Lineage: Eukaryota; Metazoa; Arthropoda; Insecta; Lepidoptera; Crambidae
Source: the annotation of a GenBank genome assembly